AUGGACAGACAGUAUGGACUGAUUGCAAAAUGCCAUUGCUUAACUAUCCUAAAACUGAGAAAGCUCGAGCAGCUCAUACCUGUGAUUGAGGUAAACAUCAAGAAGCAAAAGGACCGUCGCGAAUACCAACUCCUUCACGACAAAGGGAAGUCCAUGCAAGACACCCGAAGGCGUAACUUCCUGCAAAAUCUCAUCGAUGGGGUGAACACGGCUGAGAUACGAGGUGUAGCAGAGAUGUUCCAACCGAAACCCGGCGUGGGUCUGGGCAAAAUCUGCACUGUCAGCGUUGGCAUCGAUGAUGAAGGCAAAAACCUGACCCAGGAGACCCACAAGGAACCUUACAAGGAGCAGCCUCUAAAGACCCCCGGAAAGAAGAAAAAAGGAAAGUCCGGGAAACGUAAAGAUCAAGAGAAGAAGAAGAGGCGAAUUCGUUCGGCCUGGCUCAGCUUAAAAGGGUCCGGCAGUGGGAUGGACAUCUUGCGUGUUGCACCUAUUAAGACAAGGAGAUUCCGAGUAACCUUCCAAAGCCUUAAGCAGAAGAAACUUGCAGAGUUGAACUGA
Thamnophis elegans (Western terrestrial garter snake) is the source of this 561-nucleotide messenger RNA. Its product is annotated as parathyroid hormone-related protein-like. The record is from RefSeq and is a predicted model, not a curated record. Gene Ontology annotation, cellular component: extracellular region. Gene Ontology annotation, biological process: osteoblast development; regulation of chondrocyte differentiation; bone mineralization. Gene Ontology annotation, molecular function: peptide hormone receptor binding; hormone activity. Lineage: Eukaryota; Metazoa; Chordata; Lepidosauria; Squamata; Natricidae.